CGUUCCGGAGCUUUGCUAAUCGGAGCACAGCUAAACAUGGCAUCCGACGGCCCUCCGGGCACUGAGUCUCUUCCGUCUGAUUUAGGGAACGCGAUUGCGGCUUUAGCCACAUGGAGCAACCCGGAGCUUCAGUCCAAACUGGCGGAGCUGGGAGCCCCCACGAUGGGCCCCAGAGAGGAGCUGAUUGACAGACUGAAGGGUUACAUGAUUCAGACCGGCAUCCGGCUCAGCAAACCAAAUGAUGACACACCUGUGGGUCCUCAGCUCCCGUCUCUGCCUCCGCUGCCCCCGAUGCCCAUGCCGCCCAUGCCUCCCGGAAUGGGCAUGCACCCGGCAAUGAGUAUGAUGCCCACAGGCCCCCCUCCACCCAGCAUGCACAUGGGCAUAGAGGCCCCGCGUCUGCCCCCUCCUGGCAUGUCGCAGGACGAUCAGCUGAAGAUGGUUCAGCAGAGAGCAGCUAUGGUGUUGCAGCAGGAGGAGAGGGCCAAACAGCAGGGUGACGAACAGGAGCUUCUGGAGCAGCAGAAAAGGGCUGCAGUGCUGCUAGAACAGGAGCGUCAGCAGGAGAUAGUUAAGCUGCAGGUCCCGGGGCCCAUGGCCAUGCCCAUGCCCCCAGUCAGCACAGUGAGAGGUUUGGAUCCUCGUGGGCCGCUGCCUCCUGGUGUCACUAUGUUGCCCCCAAAACAAAGAGUUCCACCUCCUCCAGGAGAAGAUAACAGAGAGGCCUGGCAGGGAGAGGACAUCAGUGGACCCAAAAUCCCUCAGGCUCUGGAGAAGAUCCUGCAGCUGAAGGAGAUUCGACAGGAGCAGCUCACUGACCCCACAGAAGAGGAUGAAGAUGACGAUGAGGGAGCAGACAUGGACAUGACCAACUCUGCUCAUGUCAUGUCUGAGACGGAUGACGAUGACAGUCAGAUGUCUAAGAAGGAUAAAAACCGCAGACGCAGAAAUCGCAAGAAGAAGAGCAAGAAGAAGCGAGCCCAAGAGAAGAAGGAGCAGGCAGUGCAGCAGAAGAAGGAGGGCAGCACCAAGGAGAAGGAGAAAGAGAAGGUGACAGAGGUGGAGAUUGAGUACGUCACAGAGGAGCCGGAGAUCUACGACCCCAACUACAUCUUCUUCAAGAGGAUCUUUGAGGCCUUCAAGCUGACUGACGAUGUGAAGAAGGAUAAGGAGAAAGAGCCCGAGAAAACUGAGAAGCAGUCGAUGAUUCUGAGGAAAAAAGGAUUCGAGGAGGAGAAGAAAGACAGCGACGACAGCGAUGAGGAGGUGAGACACAACGUCCCAAAACUGUCCAAGAAGAAGCUGAGGAGGAUGAACAGACUCUCAGUGGCCGAACUCAAACAGCUGGUGGCCCGUCCAGAUGUGGUGGAGAUGCAUGAUGUGACAGCCCAGGAGCCAAAGCUGCUGGUCCACUUGAAGGCCACCAGGAACACGGUGCCGGUGCCUCGUCACUGGUGCUUCAAAAGAAAGUAUCUGCAGGGAAAGCGAGGCAUAGAGAAACCCCCCUUUGAGCUCCCCGAAUUUAUCAAGAGGACUGGAAUCCAGGAGAUGAGAGAAGCCCUGCAGGAGAAGGAGGAUGCCAAAACCAUGAAAACCAAAAUGAGGGAGAAGGUUCGUCCCAAGAUGGGAAAGAUCGACAUCGACUACCAGAAGCUUCACGACGCCUUCUUCAAAUGGCAGAUCAAGCCCAAGCUCACGAUCCACGGAGACCUUUACUACGAGGGUAAAGAGUUCGAGACUCGUCUGAAGGAGAAAAAGCCCGGAGAUCUGUCUGAUGAGCUGAGGAUCGCUCUGGGGAUGCCCGUCGGACCUAACGCUCACAAGGUUCCUCCUCCGUGGUUGAUCGCCAUGCAGCGGUACGGCCCCCCUCCCUCCUACCCCAACCUCAAGAUCCCUGGACUGAACUCCCCAAUCCCUGAUAACUGCACUUUUGGAUACCACGCUGGUGGCUGGGGCAAACCGCCGGUGGACGAGAUGGGCAAACCUCUUUAUGGUGACGUGUUUGGGACCAACUCUGCAGAUUUCCAGGCCAAAGUGGAUGAGGAGGAGGUGGACCACACCCCAUGGGGAGAGCUGGAGCCUUCAGACGAGGAGUCCUCGGAGGAAGAGGAGGAGGAGGAGAGCGACGAGGAGAAACCAGAUGAAACUGGAUUUUUCACACCAGCAGACAGCGGGCUGAUAACACCUGGUGGCUUCUCCUCGGUGCCCGCCGGCAUGGAGACCCCCGAGCUGAUUGAGCUGAGGAAGAAGAAGAUCGAAGAGGCCAUGGACGGGAACGACACACCACAGCUGUUCACUGUUCUCCCGGAGAGGCGGACCGGUCCUGUCGGCGCGGCCAUGAUGGCCUCCACGCACAUCUACGAUAUGUCGGCGGCCAUGACGACUCGUAAGGUGGGUGGAGGGCAGGAAUCUCAGGGUGUGGAGGUGGCUCUGGCCCCCGAGGAGCUGGAGUUGGACCCCAUGGCCAUGACCCAGAAGUACGAGGAGCACGUGAGAGAGCAGCAGGCUCAGGUGGAGAAGGAGGACUUCAGCGACAUGGUGGCUGAGCACGCCGCCAAACAGAAGCAAAAGAAGAGGAAGGCCCAACCGCAGGACACACGAAGCGGCGCCAAAAAGUACAAAGAGUUCAAGUUCUAGAGUGGCAGCAGAGGGG
Messenger RNA from Thalassophryne amazonica, 2653 nucleotides. It is a transcript of the gene sf3b2, whose product is annotated as splicing factor 3b, subunit 2. Gene Ontology annotation, cellular component: catalytic step 2 spliceosome; precatalytic spliceosome; U2 snRNP. Gene Ontology annotation, biological process: mRNA splicing, via spliceosome. Lineage: Eukaryota; Metazoa; Chordata; Actinopteri; Batrachoidiformes; Batrachoididae. The record is from RefSeq and is a predicted model, not a curated record.